Porites evermanni is the source of this 10778-nucleotide messenger RNA. The record is from the annotation of a GenBank genome assembly. NCBI's taxonomy places the organism in Eukaryota, Metazoa, Cnidaria, Anthozoa, Scleractinia, Poritidae.
AUGAACAUAGCUGCAGCUACUUCUCUGGAAGGCUUUAUUUGCCCGGCAUGUUUGGUAGAUUUUCCGGGUGCCGUAAAACUACAAGACCACUGGUUGAAUUUUCAUGCGCCAAACACCUCAAGCGUGCGCGGAUCAAAGACUUCGAAUGAUUAUGAGGAAAUUCCCGAUGAUACUCCGUCAAAUUCUACAUCUCAGGUUUGUGUUUUUCACUAUUUGAUAUUUUCCGACUGCUUAUCGUUUGAGAUGAGCUUGUAUAUGGCGAUUCUACGCGGGUGUUUGUAUUCGCUUCGCAGCGGGUUUUGCUUUUAGAAGCUAGUCUCUUGCCCAAGGCGUUCGUUCAUUAGGGAAAAACAUUCAGGGAUAACUCAAUUUAAACGCUGUUUUGCGCUUUAACGUGAACAUCAGGAUGUUCUGCUGCAGUGAUAAUUCUAUAACAAAAUGUCAAUAAUAUUCUCAUUAUAUUUAUUCGCCGCCAUUUUGCUGAUAGUUUGAAAGUCGGUAAGGGGUCUCAGAAUUUGCAAGUCCUACGCGUGAAAAUAUGUAAGCGUAUUUGUCUAAGGAAAAUUAAAAUAAAAUUUAAAAAAAGACUUAACUAACUUUUAGCUGUACCUGAAGUAACUUACUAUCAUGUUGAAAUAAAUAUAAUUUUCUUUUUCGAUAACUGCCUCGUGUAUUCUAAUGAAAACUGGCUGGAAGGUUUCUUGAGCAAAAUAUUUUUUAUGAAAAUCGUCUGAAAUAUUUUGCAUCCGCGGCGCUGUGGUCACCCUUUCAAUACUAAGUUAACCCUCAAAGCUCAUAUAAGCAAAAAGCUGGAAUCUACCGAACUAUGUUAGGUCCACACAUAUUUGAUUAGGUAUUUUGUAAUACGAUUCUUUGAUCGAGUUUUUCUAAAGACCAUGCGCCUUCUCAGUGUUGCUUUGUAUCGAAUUAACUUUUUUUGAAAUCUAUUAAUCUGAUUCUUUCCUCGUAUUUGACCUUUUUAUUCCCGCUUCAGUUAAAUUAAAUUAACCCUCAAAUCACUUCAGGCAACAAAAUGCCUUAUUAGCAUAUGAAUGCCAAAUAUUUAUUUUGGUCUAGAAAUUUAACUGCUUUGUAGUCAAAAUAAUAAAACUGUGAAUGAUGAGUUAUUUAUAAACAAAUGUUGUUCUAUUUACUUUAAAACCUCAAUAUCUGGUCAUGGCAAAUAUUCUGUUGCAAAGAAUGACUUCUUAACAUGCCCUGUUACCUACUAAUGAAUUAGCUGAGAAGUGUUAAAUAAUCAAGCAAGUCUGUGUGUGAAAGAUUUUGUUUUAAAAUAGGCUUCUCAUAACUCUUUGAUUUGGUCAAAUAUGCCCCAUUUUUUUAUCUCCCCUUGUCCAUUCUUAACAAAGCAAGCCAUGUUUAAGCCAGGCAAUAUAUGCAAAAAAGAAAAAAUAUAUAUUUAAAAUUUAGGAGCAAGUAAAUAAUGAAGUGACAGUACUAGUCAUAGAGUGAAAAAUUGCUUUCCAAGGCUGAAAAUAACAGCUUAUCAAAUUAUGGACAUUGACCAGCCUGAUCACAGACUUGAGUGGCCAAACUUUUGUUUUCUUGGUCUUUUGACUGGUCAGUUUCAGGUUAAUACAAACAUUUUAAGUUUUCCUGUUCAUUGAUCUGUUUUGUGGUAUAACGCUGCAUUAAUAGCAAUAUUUUACUUGGUGGUUUAAACUAAACCCUUUGAGAAUUAAUUUCAUGUUGGCAUGCCCAGAAAGCAAGCAACAAACAAAGCGAAUUCAAACAAACUAGUCAAUAAGCAGCAUAAUAAUAAUAAUAUUGUGAAAUAACACACUGUACUUCUAAUACUGUCUGCCCUCUUUUAAGUGAAAUACAAUGCAAAUUCACCAAAGGUACUCCCUCGAGGAGCAGAAUUUUUUUGCAAGGGCUAUAAAAGUCAAGUAGUUUUUGCCUUCAUCUUGACAAAACUGCUAAUAAAAAUUGAUUAUAACAAAAAUUAAUUCAAUACAUCAUAACGUACACUUCCUCUCAAUGUUCAGUUGACAGCGCUGGCUCUUGAAAACACAAACCAUGAAAAACAGAAAAUGUGUUAAUAAAUCAGAACAAAAAUUGUUGAAUUUCAGAUGGUUCUGUUGUAUUUUUUUGUUGCAUGCUAGAGGUGUUACAAUGUAGAUGCAUGUGUGAUCAACAAACCAUUUCUGCUAAAUGGGUCAUGCACGUGAGGUUGCACAAGAGGUUAAAGCAUGCGCAAACAAGAAAUUUUGACCUUUACACUUAAAGAAAAAAUUCUUAUGAAACCUUUAAAACCCAAAAUUUGCAGUUCAUUGAGUACACGUACAUUGUAAGUAACUAAUCAUCGCCAAUUUGAAGAGUAGAUUCUGAGACACAGGAAACGUAGAAGAGUUAAGUUAUGGUGGUAAGUUACAUGUAUGACUACACUGAGCUCUGAAUGAAUUCUUAUGUAGCUACACUGUACUAAGAAGAAUGAAGUCCAGUGGAACACACUGACAUCUUUAAAAUCAAGUUAUCUAUUAAGCUUCAUAGUGUAUUUGCUCAAAUUAAGGGGGGAAAGUGAAUACUGUACAAUAUUAUCCAGCUUUAUGCAGAGCUAAAAUAUGUUUGGCCAGUCAUUGUGAAGUGAAUUAAGUGAAGUGACAACUUAAUAUUUAAAGAGGAUAAACACUUGGCAGUUUUGAUAUGAAAUAAUGAACUUGUGGCCCUUUUUGUCAAUUUUUGACUGUCAAGUUGUCAUCCUCUGUUUCAGCUUUUGUUAACCAUUCCAUAAAAUACUUUAUGUGCCCUUACUUUAAGGCUGGACAGCUUGUGUGAUGCUGUGUUAAUAAUUGCCUUGUGGCUGUCUGCUUUUAGGCCUUGAACGUGUCAUAAUAACCACUUGUUUUUCGACAUAGAUUAAGAGUUGUAAUAUUGUUACAGUAUCCUGACCUUGACAGUAUAGGAGUUGCUUACAACUCUGCUGGCUAAUAAUCAUGUGAAGAUUGAAUGUAGUCUCAGUAGUUUUAAAUAAAAGCUUCUGUUAAAUAGAUUUAUUUUUCUUCAUUUUUACCAUAAUUCCGCUAUCACUUUUGAGAAACUUUUGUUUUAUUCUAGUUUCAUCAUAAUGAAGAGAAAGAGAGAGGUUUAAUGGUUUUUGGAGCAAUUUUAUGGAAAAUUUUAUGUUUUACACUGUGAUCUUGUGUUUUUUUAAGACAUUACGAGAUUUUGGUGUUUUUCAAGUACUUUAUUGUAUUGGGACCUCAUUUAUUUCCUCCUUGAAAUGGUUACAUUUGCUGUCCAUAGUGUGAAAUGUCUCCAAAUGCCUUGAGACUUAACUGGCUGUUUUUUGACCAGUCCAUCAGUGUAAUAGCUUAUCUUAUAGGCAGCUUACUACUCAAGCCUUUAAGUCCCAACUUGGAGGAUUUGUCCAAUCACCACCCUUCCAUUUCUGACUCUGAUCACAAGACAUGUUAUGAAAUUAGCCCUUUCACCCCCAGUGUGAAUGACUUUUGAAAUCGAUGAUAUCCUGUGGUGUGACCUUUGAAUGAAACAUCUUUGGUGGCACUUUCACAUUGCACUAUUUCUUUUUAACCAUGAAAUUUGGAAAUGUUGUCGAUUAAUUUUUUUUAUUAUUUUGGUCACUAUUGAAACGGACCCAAUAAUAAAUUUAAAUAUUUCAAAACUGGUAACUCAGGUCCUUGCAAACAUUUUAAACUUAUAUAUGUUGUGGUUUAAUUUUAUCCUUGAGUUAUAAAAAAAAAAACAUUGUUUCAAACUCAUGACCAUGCCAUUAUCGUUCAUUACCAUACCUCAAAAAACAAAAGAAAAAUAAUAAAAUUUAAACCAUGGACCACAACAUUUACAUUUUUUACAACUUUGAUUUUUAAUGUUACUUUGUCAUUGUUCUCUGACUGUCAUUCUUGAAUUCUUAAAUUAAUCCUGUGCAACAGUGACUAGUUCAGUGACAUUUCACAUUGUUAAAAACUCUUGAAUCAAUUGUUGAUAAGUGUCACAUUGAUUUUGAAAUAUGGCUGGAAUUCAUGUUGUCAUUCCAGAAGGCUAUAAGGUUUCAUAUAGUAGGUUACUUUCAACAUGAAAUGAUCAUUAGCUAUAUACUGGAUUUUUUGCUCACUCAUAAACUGUUACAGAUAGUUGGUUUUGGUUAUAGUUUUGGUUACAAAUUAAUUGUGUUGAGAUUUGCAUUCAAGAGAAGAAAUUUAACAAUCCUGUGAGUAAGUUAAGAUUUAUAUGUUUUCGUGUGAUGCAGGUCGGCUUAAUUGUCUAAGCAUGUCUGAUCUUUAAGCACUUAGUUCAAUUCUAUGCAAGCGUCUGUACUUUUAUUGGAUUAACCCUUUCACUGCCAAAUGUAGCCAAACGCAAAUUUUGACCAAACUUCCAAAUUUCAUUUUCUAAAAUUUUGCAAAACAAAUAGCAUCAAGUAAAAGUACAGGCGGAAAGCUUUCAUUUGAAUGGUCACAUCACAGGAUUUGGUCCACAGACUCAAAAGUUAGAGCCACCUUAAAAAACUCCAUCAAGCACUCUGGCAGUGAAUCCAAAAGGUCAACACGUUGUGCCUUUCUCUGAGAGGUUGAUCGUUUUAAUUAAGUUUUGUUUGCUUGAUGAGCUUACAUGCAUUUUGUUUGCUUUUUAGGUUAACAGAAAUCAACGGCUAUGUGAUCAUGUCUUCAAGUCUGACCUCUUAGCUCUUCUAGAGCCAUGUGGUUUUUGUGGAAAAGAUAUUGAUGGGGAAGGAAAAAUAUGCAAAGGUAAAGCUCUAUGCUUUAAAUUAUACAGGCCCGCUACAAUCUGUCAGUUCUUCUUGUAAAAUUAUAGCUGAAUCCUUCGCUGUGAAGCCUUUUACAUAACAUGGUCACCUCUCUGUAUUCACUGAAUGCACUCUUUACCCCGUCCAAACUUUAAAUAUUAACUUGUAUGAUACGAAAACCUUGGAGAAGCAUACGCUUGUUUUCGGUCCAUUUGAUGUCUGCUUUGGGGAGAUCUCUCUGAUCCCCUAAUGUUAAAAGUAUAAAGUAAAAUGAUACUUAUACAUGUUUAUGUUAUAAGUUAAUUAAAGCAAAUAGAAGAAUUCAACAUAGCAGUCUAAUGUGUUGAUUAGAGAAUGACAUGCAUGCAUUACCUAUAAUAAGAUCUUGUGAAGCUUUAUUUAAAUACUGACAGAAAUAUGCACAAAUUUGAUCAAUUCUUUGACUUUUUUCACAUCUCCAACAAGACACCCUUUUGGCCCCCAAGUUUUGCAUGAGCCGACCAUUGUUUUCAAAUGCCCUCAGGAAUUUGCAGUUCUCCUAGGACCAUUUAAAAAGCAUUAGUUUAUGCCAAAUUUGAGGAGACAAGAGGGGACGGGGAGAUGGGGGCAAACAGAGUGUAUUUUGGGGAAUUCAAACAUAGAGAAUUAGAUUAAGUAAAUCUACUCGUUUACUGAUGUGGUUAUUUUUAAAUAUCAAUUUCAGUAUUAUGAUGUUGCUUAUUUUUCAGGUUGCAAUUACCAUUGUCACGACAAGUGUGAAAGAAUGGUAAGUAUAUCGUUAAUAUACAAGGAUGAGUUUUGUCCUAUUCAUUGUACUGUAUGUAAGGUACUUAGAAGAAGUCCACAAGUUUUCAGGGAUUCAUCUUGUCUCCUUGUAGCUUUGCAUUUGUUGCAUAUCACUACCCUAUUGUGUACUUGUAACAUUUCCAAUGUUAAUAUAUAGUUUUAGCCAAGGCCAAAAGCGAAGCUCUCGAAGGAUGCUUUAGGAAAUGGCCGUAAGCAGAAAGCAAACUAAAUUCUACCUUUAAAAAAAUUGACCUGCGCCCGCGAUCAAUUAAAAAGGAACAACUGGUCAGUAGAUAACUUUAAAAAAUUACAUCACUUCCAUGAGUUGUAUACCUGAGCCUGCGAUGCAGUCAUGUGACACUGGUUAGCAGAUACCCUUUUUUGACAGCUGUCAAUUGAUCACAACAUGGAUGUCCCAUACCAAGUUUUACACACCGGUAGUUUUAAAGUGUGCCAUUUCACAUCCGCUAACAUGAAGGGGUGGACGUACGUAUGUAUGUACUCCAUUCAGACGAUUUUCUCAGAACCAAAAUUUCUUGGAAGCAUAAAUUACCAUAUUUUCCUACCCAUGGUGCUCCACUGUGCGUCCCCGAGAGCUCUGCUAUAACCCUUCAGGUCCUAUCAAAGUUAACUGGCAAUUUCUCUGUAAUUGAACAUUUUACUGUUUGCGUUUUUUAAGGUCAAGGGGUUGUGCAACAGGCAGGGAUCAGUGAACUUAGCGCAGAAUAAAUCCAAGGUAACAUUAUCAUCAAUAUUUCAGUCAUUUGACUCCCCCAAAAAAUAAAAUAAAAGAAAUGGUGCUAGCUUUCCUCACUUGCAGCCAAUGGCUGAAUUGCGGAGGAACCAGAGAGGUGAGAUCGGACAUCAGCAUGUAAAGGCGCACUCUUGCAGCCACUUCAGUCCAUGUUUUGAUCACACCUCUCCCACUCAGACCAAUGACGGCACAAUUCAGAUAGACCAUGACAUCGGGGCUUACCUCCCCUACUCUUUUUGAACAAUGUCACAGGUUCUUUUAUGUCCCCUUCCAACGGAAGUACAGGAGAAGGUAUUCUGUUUUUAUAGUUGUGAUUGAAUUAAUAAGAAGCUAAUUCAGAGAGUCACAAAUAUCCAGGGGUUUUCAUUAAGAAUUCUAGUAGCAGGGGAAAGGUGUGACAUUACAGAAGAAUUCUCUGAAAGAGGCUCCAUGUCUGAAUAAAAAAUAGUCAUAGGCUACCGAACGUUAGCAGGAGAAAUGUGCAUAGUAAACUGAGAAUUCUCCGUUCUCUGAUGCCUAAUAAACACCCUGGCUAUCUACUGUUCAAAUGGUUUUUGUUUGUACAGUUAGAGGUUAUUUUCAACCAAGUCCACCAAGUCUGACUCUGGUCUCUUUGGGAUUUUCAUAUGGGACUGAUUGCUGGCCACAUAUAUCUUUGCUGUGCUGUGCAUGCACAAUAGCAACCGGAAGGCUAAAAUUAAUUUUCAUUGCUUGAUUAUCUUCUAGUUUGCCAUUUAGCUUAUUGGUAGCACAAUCCAGCAUGGGCUUUUUACUCGGUGCAUCAGUUAUUUCGGCAAACCAGUUGGGCAUUCCACCGCAGCUUGAUUUAUUAGUUUGUGUGUUUCUGAAGCAACCUUUGUUUAUAGCAGAAGGAUUAAAAAUGGUUUUCUUGUGUUUGCUGUAAUUUUUUAGUUGUUUUUUUUUUAAGGUUGAUUGAGUUUAUUUCAGUGUCAUGCUUGCUGUCACCUGAGAGUAUUCUUAUUUUUGUUCCUGUUCCUUUCACUUUUUCAGACAUUGCCCAAUGAUGAAAUUAGUAGAAAAACUGUAAGUAUUUUACCUAGAUGUGUACCAUUAAUAAAAAUGAACUUACACAUAAAUUCACCAGAUGGUGUGAAAAUUAAACAUUAAAAUGUAAUUAUUAUUUUGGUGCAUCGUAGCUGUCUCUUUGUUUAUAUUUCAGCGAGUUCCAUCUUCUCCCAAAAACCUUGUCACGAACAUCUGUCAUCACAUGCGACACAGAGUCUCAAGGUUGGUACAAAUUUGUCAUGUGCAGCCACAAUGUUGAUGUCAUCUGGGUAUCGGCAUUUAUUUGUGGACACUUACACGAGCGUGUAGAAGAACACAGAAAGAAAACAUCUUCAAUUUGUAAACACUACACUCACGAACACAAUGGUAUAAUACCUGAGCGACUUAUUGAGCAGUUUAGCGUCCUGGCUAAAUGCAGUAGCGAAUUUGAUUGCCUUGUUAAACAAAUGGUUUUAAUUAAGAACUUCACACCUUCACUAAAUGUGCAAUCCAGUUCCCUGCGGGCCAAAGUGUUCACUUAAUGAAAAUUAGUUUUUCUCGUCUCUUGCAUUUGCUCGAUUGUAAUAAUUUAUUAUUCCUAUCUCACUUGAUGACGGAGUCAUGAGGACCCCAAAAUGUUGAGUUAUUAAUCUUUCAUUUUUCUUAUUAGUUGCCUGUUUUAACAAAACUCUGCUUAAACAAACAAUGAUAAUGGUCUUUGUUUUUUCAUAUUACAGAAACAGAGUGCGGCAUGUGGAUGAACAUUUUGAUCUUGACUUGACAUACAUUACUGACAGGAUUAUUGGUAAGAUUGUUGUCGGGCUGUAUAAAUACCUGGACAACUUGACAAUCUACAUUGUAUAGUUUUUUUUUUUACAGCAUUGUCUAAGUCACCAGAGAAAAAAAAAAUUGGGACAAUAGUGUUAUAAUCUUGACAAUCUACAUUUUAUAGUUAUUUUUUUACAGCAUUGUCUAAGUCACCAGAGAAAUAACAUUUCAUUUUGACAAUAGUAAAUUAUUGAUAUGGUUAAAGAUGAUGAAACAAUACUGUGUUGUUGUUUUUUUUGGCAUCUUAACAGAAAAAUAUUUUCAUCUCUCAUUUUAUGUAGCAAUGUCAUUCCCUGCAUCUGGCCUUGAAACUACUUACCGAAAUAACCUCAGAGAGGUGGCAAAAUUGUUGCAAAAGAAUCACCAGGACAAAUAUAUGGUACAAUAUGCCUUCUAAUAUUACUAUCCUUCUAAUUUUCUUUAUGUGAGUAUUUACUGUUUGUUAAUAUUCUUCAAGGUGAUGACGUAGAGAUCCUUUCAUGAGUUACUUGGUUUGUGACAUGUAUAUAUUCCUUACUAGUUACUAAGUUCAUGUUCUUAUGCAGUUCAAUGUUUCAUUUUAGGUAUUUAAUUUAUCAGAGAGAAGAUAUGAUAUAUCAAAACUUAAUCACCAGGUCAGUAAUAAUAAUAAUAAUAGUAAUAAUAAUAAUAAUAAUAAUAAUAAUAAUAAUAAUAAUUUUUUCACUUGGAAGAUGUUACCAAAUGGUAUAGUUUUGCACGCAGUGUUCUCCCUAAAUUUUAGCUCAGCAGGUUGGGGAUCAUAAAGAGGCGGUAAGGCAAAAAAUAUGCACCACAGAGGUGCACUUUUCUGGAGGCAGGGGGGGAAGUGGAGUGCGGGACAUGACCCUGCCCUGAAUGGGAAAUUUAGGAGCCAAACGUGCUUCUUUAAUUUUCGCAAACCUAGGCCAUUGUAGGCGGUAAAAAGUGUUACUUUAGGCAGUAAAUUUUACCUGUUUCCGCCUGAUAGAGACUGAUUAUUUUGCCUUUAAUUUUUGUACAGGUCUUAGAUUUUGGUUGGCCUGAUCAUUUAGCCCCACCAUUAGAAAGACUGUGCAGGUAAGAUAAGAUCCUUUUUUUGCUUUUAUCACUGUAGUCCUUGGAAGUCUUUCUAUGCACUUAACUGCAUCUGUUGGAAGGAGUUUUGUUCUAUAUUUAGACUGUCAGUAGGCCUGCAAGCUGGUUGAGAUGUAGAAAUAAUAAUUAUUAGUGCAGUGGAAAUGUUUGGAAUAAUAGAUUGGGCUGAGUUGUUCAAAGCUGGGUUAGAUAACCCAGGGUCAGUGCGAGAAUUGAAUUCAGAUUUGAAAGCUUAAAAAGCAUUUCAGUUUUAAUUCUUCUUGUCUACAAGUUGAUGAUUGGAAGCUCUAAAAAUAACAGAGAAAAUUAUCCGAGAAAAUGCUUUUGAACAUUCAAAAAGGAAACCCAGGUUAAAUUUAACCCCGGGUUAAGCACUAAUCAGCCUUGGAACAACUGGGUCCUGCAUGUAAAUGAGGCCCAGUUCCUAGUGGGGUAUACAUGUUCAAAACCAGCUGUCACUUCACAUAGUUAAGAGGAAGCAAUGUCCCUGUCAGCAUUUUACUGUCUUUUUUUCUGCUUGUCUUCAUCGCUGUUGUGGUUUCAACCCAUUUUUGUGCCAUCUGUCACUUGUCGGGAUUUUUCCCUAACUGGGCCCGUUAGCAAAUGUGACAAUGAAAGUUAAUAGUUGAUCAUGAGGGUAGCUCCUGUACUUGGUUGGUAAUCAGAUGUGAUUGUCUAAGUUUCAUUUCAUUUCAUUUCAUUUAUUUUGCCAUUAACCAGAAAUACAACAACAGCAUACGGAAAUACAUUAAAGAUAGUAUACAAUAUUUGCAACUAAAUCAUUUAGAAGAUCAAAUGUGGUAAAGGCAAGGAAGCCUAUAUAGAAGCCGGGGGCUUAUAAACUAUAGGCUUCCUGGAACUACGAGUAUAGGGUAAACCAUACAAGUUAAGGGUACUGAAUGAAAAUUGGAGGAAGUUGGUAUCAUAUUAUAGUUUUAACCAAAAAUUCCCUCUUGUUUUCUUGAGCAUUGUUACCCUGCGAACAGAGUCUCCUUCGAUCUUCCUAGAUAAGUCGGGAAGAGGAAGGAACCUCUGCCGACAUCCUCGACAAUUCAUAUUGAGCAUGCUCCAAAUUCAAAUUUUUCUCCGACGUCAAUCAAACUGUUACCGUAGCAUGCACUGUAUGUGUCAGCGAAUGUAAAUGUUAGCGUUCGUUUUCACCCUUCCAUAGCUGUGUUUCCUCUGGAUUUGGAACCUCUAAAAGUGAACAUUCAAUCUAUGAUUUUCUCAAAAUUCCCGCAUGAAAUUGAAGCAGCAGCUAUUUGUUUUUCUAUGGAGCGUGGGUGCAGAAAGAGUCAGUAAAAUUCCAGAAUAUGCGUGCGUGCACAGAUAAAACUGGUUUAUCCAGUAUAAAACUUGUCUGACCCAUCCAAAAAGCUGGAUGAUCGGCAGAUCAAAGGAACUUGAAGAUGUCGGCAGAGUCGCUUCCUCUUUCCCGACUUAUCUAGGAAAGAUCGAAGCGACUCUGCUAGCGGGGUAGAGCAUUGUUAAAAUACUUUUAAAAUUUGAUCUAAUCUAUCUUGCAGUAUCAUUAAAUCUAUUGAUUCGUGGCUCAAGAGCGAUCCUGCCCAUGUGGUAGUUGUCCAUUGUAAGGUAAUGGUG